AUGCAUGUGGACCACCAUCAGGAAACGGUUGAAGUUGAGGUGAAGAAACAUAAAGGCGAGACAAAUGACGGUAGGGAUGCUUUUAGUGAGGGAGUAGUUUUGGAGACUGAAGUGCAUAAGGAUGAUGAAGAAGGAGAAGAUGAUGAUGACGAUGAUGAAGAAGAUGAUGAUGACGAAGAAGAAGAAGAAGAGGAAGAAGAAGAAGAAGAAGAUGAUGAAUAUGAAGAUGAAGUGGAAAUAGAAAAAGAUUACAUGGGUUUAUCCCUUCCUUCAAUCAAUAGCAAUGCAACAGAUGCGACUACUUAUGUUUCUUCAGAUACCAAAAGAUCCAUUAAGCAUUUCCCAAUUGCUACAGACCAAAAGGGUCUAACAGAGAAAUAUCUCAAGCCAGUUAGAGAUUACCCAAAAUAUACCGAAAAAAUGUUUACAUGGCUGAUUGAAAAUUGGCAAGAUAUGAAGCAAGAUUCUGAAAAUGAACUGUUCCGUUCUGAACGGUUUGAAUUGGCUGGUUUCGAAUGGGAUAUUCUUGUCUUUCCAACAGGGAAUAAGUAUAAUGCCGUAGCCGUUUAUUUGGAACCCCACCCUAAAAGUACACCACCAAUUGAGUCGUCAAAUGGUGAAACAUUAGAACCUCCAAAGGAAGAUUGGUAUGUAUGUGCUCAAUUCAUAUUACAAAUGUGGAAUCCUGACCAUCCAGAAGUGAAUAUGCCUCUUUCUGCUUAUCAUAGAUUCACUCAAAGUGCAACUGACUGGGGUUUCAGUACUUUUAUUGAUGUGAAACAUAUGUAUAGUCCAAUUACUCGUUUGGGACACACUCACCCAUUAUUAGCGGAUGGAUCUCGAAUUAAUAUCUCCACUAUAGUUAGAGUUAUUGAUGACUCUUCAACAGGUAUGCUCUGGCAUAAUUUUAACAACUAUAAUAGCAAAAAGGCAACGGGAUACGUUGGUUUAAACAAUCAAGGUGCAACGUGUUAUCUUAAUUCAUUGUUGCAGUCUUAUUUCCAUACUCGAUGGUUUCGUAAAUUGGUGUAUCAGAUUCCAACUUCAUCAAAUGAUGAUUCAGCAUCUUUUAAUCUUCAAAAGAUUUUUUACUUAUUACAAACAUCACCAGACCCAGUGGGCACCAUGGAAUUAACCAAAUCGUUUGGCUGGCACGGAGCAGAUGCUUUCACACAACAUGAUGUUCAAGAGUUGAACCGUAUUCUCAUGGAUAGAUUGGAAAUGGCAAUGGUUGGCACUGGUGUGAAUAGCAACGGAGGCCUCGAUAACAACAACAACGGUGGGUUAUUUGAAGGAGACUCACGUAAAAAGAGAGAAUUGCAAUCAAUAUUUGUUGGGAAAAUGAAAUCAUAUAUUAAAUGUGUUAAUGUCAACUAUGAAUCUUCCCGUAGAGAAGAUUUCUGGGAUAUUCAACUUAAUGUCAGAGGGUUUCCUAAUCUUGCGGCAAGUUUUCAAAAUUAUAUUGCUACUGAAAUGCUUGAGGGAGAAAACAAAUAUCAGGCUGGUGAUGAAUUUGGAUAUCAAGAUGCUAAAAUGGGUGUAGUGUUUGAACAUUUCCCUCCUGUUUUGCAUUUGCAAUUGAAGAGAUUUGACUUUAUGAUUGACGAUUUGGUCAAAAUUGAUGAUUUUUAUGAAUUCCCCGAUAAGAUUGACUUGCAACCUUACUUGGACGAAGAGUUACCUCAAGAGAUUUUGAGUGAAAACUGGAUGUACAAAUUACAUGGCGUAUUAGUUCAUCAAGGUAGUAUUACCAAUGGGCAUUACUACACAAUGAUCAAGCCUAAGGAUAAGGAUGAAUGGUUUAGGUUCGAUGAUGAUAGAGUUUGGAAAGUAACACCCCAUGAAGUAUUUGAUGAUAAUUUUGGUUCUCCUGAAAUCACUCAACAGGAGUAUAUGCGGAUGACCAGAGCAGAGCAAACCGAGAAUGUUAUCCGAAGAGCCACCCUGGCUUAUAUGUUGGUCUAUUACAGAGAACUGAAACUUGACCAAAUCUUAUUACCAGAUUUGGACAUCGAGGCUAAAUAUACUCCUAAGCAUAUACCUCAACAAAUUGAACUCCAAGCAGAGAACUUGAAACGACAGGAACAAUUGCGUCAAGAACAAUUGUACUAUACCUAUGGGAAAUAUAUUACUCUUGAAAAUGUGAAGAAUCAUGUCAACAACUUUGAUUUGUAUAAUGAUCCCACACCUCAGAACCAAAUCUUUUUUGAUAAUGAUGACUUAGACAACUAUCACAAAUUUAAGAUCAAGAAGGCAGCCAAUUUCCAAGUGUUGUUAAAAGAAUUUGAACAGCUAUUAGGUAACAACCAAUUUUCUUUGGUGCCAAUUAUUCACAGGUCAAACCGUACAAACAGAUGUAAUGUACCUUUAAGUCCUCAUGAUGAGAGAGUGGAGAAUAAAACCAUUUCCCAGAUUUACGAUGCGGUUUUCAACAACAAAUACGAUGAGUUUCUCUUUUUCGUUUUGGAAAAAGGUAAGGGCAUAAACCUUGUUAGAUCUGAGGACGCAAAUGAUAAUUUGGAAUCUCCACUCAAUGAUGUGAAUAAUAUUCUCAUAUUUAUCAAACUAUUUGACGGAGUUGAUAAAUUGCUGGGGCUCACACAUAUUAUCGUGUCUACUGAUGCUCAAAUUUCCACAAUUUUUGAUCCGCUUAAAGGUUUGUUGAAGCUACAACCACUGGAUGAAUUUGAAGUGGUUGAAGAGUUUUCCCCAAUAAAGAUCAACUCAAUUGAUCCGUCGAUGUCGUUUGCAAAAACAGAAUUAUCUAAUGGUGACAUUUUAUCAAUACAAGUGAACCCUAAAUCUGCAAAAGUUCACAUAAAGGAUCACUACAAGUUCCUUCUUACGAGGUUGCAUGUAUUGGUUAGACCGUUGAAUGCCCUCGAAGCUGAUGAAGAAGAUAGUGAUUUUGUGGAUGAUCAGACAGAGAAAAGAAUAAUGGAUAUUGACAACAACAACGAUAGCGAAAGAACUAAAAUCGAGGAGGGCAUUGACGAGAACAUGGAACAAGAUGCUGUUGCUAAAACAGUUGAUAUGUGGGUUUCUAUUUCCUACACUUAUUCUCAAUUUGCCCAAGUGAUAGGUGAACGUUUGAAACUUAAUCCUGAGUUUCUUCGAUUGUUUAUUGUCAACCAUCAAGGCAUAAGAUAUCCACUUAAAUCUACGCAUUCUUUGUCAUACUUCUUUUCGAAGCUAGCACCGAUCAGUCAAAUAACUACAUUUGAAUACGAGGUUCUCAAUAUUCCCUUUAAGGAGUAUGAAACAUUAAAGCUGGUUAAGAUACAUUGGUUGACGUCGAUUAUGAACUACCAGGUCUUUGAACUUCUUGUUCCUAAACAGGGAACUGUUAACCAAUUGAUUGAUAAGCUUGUUAGUAAAUUGAACAUACCAAAGGAUAAAUGGCAUGAUAUACUACUCUGGGCCGGGCUCAACCAUAAUUAUUAUGGGUUUGUUAAAUUCAACAGCUCCUUAGAGUCAAUUGAAGACAAAUUGGACUUAUAUUGUGGUAUUUACCCCAACGAGGUUCAAGCUUUUGAAGAAUAUGGAUUUAUCACCAGAUAUCAAGGACAAACAGACAAGGAAAUUGAAAAUGAAGCAGCCGAAAAUGACCCUAUUGAAGAUGAGGUCAUAGCCAAAGAAAAUGAAUCUUGUAAAGUUUUCAAAGAGAGAAUGAAUUUAUUACCUGUUUUCCAUUUCCACAAAACUUCCAGUUACCAUCACGGAGUUCCCUUUGUAUUUAUUGUUUUCCCAGAUGAAAAGUUUGAAGAUACUAAAGCCAGACUUCAAAGAAAGUUGGGUUUGGGUCAACAGGCAAUGGAAAAGAUUAGAUUUGCAUUACUGGAUUUCGAGAAUAAGGGUAAGUAUUUGGACAGUAAGAUUGAAAGUACUUUUGUUCUUUUCAAUGAAAUUGAAAAGCUGGAAUCUGGAUUGAAUUUGGCUUUAGAUCAUCCUGAUAGGACACCUAAGAAGCAGUCACAAUAUGAUCGGGGGAUUUCCAUCAAAUAA
Messenger RNA from Lizanozyma spartinae, 4005 nucleotides. RefSeq names its product ubiquitin-specific protease. The record is from RefSeq and is a predicted model, not a curated record. Gene Ontology annotation, molecular function: cysteine-type endopeptidase activity; protein binding; cysteine-type deubiquitinase activity. Gene Ontology annotation, biological process: regulation of protein stability; protein deubiquitination. Lineage: Eukaryota; Fungi; Ascomycota; Pichiomycetes; Serinales; Debaryomycetaceae. The transcript has a single exon. Bases 1 to 4005 code for a protein of 1334 amino acids. Gene Ontology annotation, cellular component: cytosol; nucleus.